GUUAUCGUUAGUAUUGCACUUGACGAAGUGGUGUACGGUUGGCUAGCACGCGAAUAAAUAGUUAACAAGAAAAGCGAGGCAGCAAAGGAUAAGAAAGGAUACGAAAAGAGACAGUAACGGGAAAUUGAGACAAAAAUAAUUGCAAAGUGAUGAAUUUAUUUAUGUUCUACGGCGCAGCGUUGCUGCUACUCACAGCUCACAUCUGCGCCAGCUCAACGCCCAAAGCGGAGUCACGCAUUAGUGUACCGGUAAAACCAAAGCGUGAAGCUCCACUCUCCAGUAGCGGUUAUCACGGACCAUCUUAUAAGUAUUUGCCGCCAGCGCCAGUCGCUAACAGCUACAACAGUUACAGCAGCCAUGGCAGCAGUAGUUUGGCCGGCUUUGGGUCGAGCUCUAGCGCGGGCUUAGGUUAUGACCUCGGAGCUGGUGCUCCAAAAAUUGAAACUUAUAUUGUACAGACUGAGCCAGCAUACAGUGGACAUGCAAGUCAUGGCAGCGCGUCAUAUAGCGGCAGCGGCAGCAGCAGCAGCAGCAAUCAUUUUGGUGGAGUUCAAGGUGUAAGUUCUGGUAGUGCAGGUGGUAGCGGCUACCGUUACAGCAAUGGCGGCCCACACUUCUCUGCAGGUGGCUCAACGCUUUUGGGUCACAGCAGUCACAGUGGAGGCGGCAACUACAAACACUACACCAAAGCGCGUCCCCACAUACAAACCUUCAUCGUACCGGCGAGCUCAUUGGCACAUAGUUCGGGUGGUGGUAGUAGCGCUGGUCAUCAUGCUACACAUUUUGGUGGUACCGGCAGUAGUGGUGCUGGAUAUCAGUAUACGCCCUCCUUCGGCAGCACAUUGCAUUCAACAGCCGGCGUUGGUGGAUUUGGUAGUGCGCAUAACAUCGGUUUUGGUGGCGCAUCAUUCGGUGGACACUCCGGUGGCAGUCUUGGUACACAUGGUGGCAGCAACUCGGUGUCCUACAAUCCACAACAAGGCUACAGUUAUAGCGGUAGUAAUCAUGGCGGCAACGUUGGCACCACGCUAUCAUUCACCAGUCAAGGCAGUCAUAGUGGCGCCGAGUACGCACAUAGCGCACCGCCAAGCAUACCAUCGACCAGCUAUGGCGUACCUGCAGGUCCUGCCGUCACCACGUAUCAUCAAGGUGCUGGUGUUAGCGCAGGUCAUUCGUUCCACAGUGGUGCCGGCGACGAAACACCCGCCUAUGCAGUGGGUCAUAAGGGAUUAGGUCAUUUUGGUUUUAGCGCCAGCAAACCGCAUGCUUUGAAUACGAAUUUCAUCUCUUCGAGCAGCUCGAGCCAUGGCGAUCACAGUAGUAGAGCACCAUUUAAGCCAUCCACACUUUUGGGCACCACCUAUGAAGUAUCGGCACCGGGCAGUCAAUACCUACCACCCACCUCACCCGGCUACGAGUAUCAAACGCAGGCGAUUCUACAUAGUGGCGCUACCGCAACGGGCAGCGCUUCAGCACAUGUUAAUGAACCGGACUCUGGCUAUUUACCGCCAAUUUCGACGCCAGGCGGCGCCUACUUGCCGCCUCAUCAGCACUGAGCAGCAUGAUACUUGUUCAGGCACAUCUUCACAAAAUGCAUUUAUUACUCGCUGCUUCUUAUUUAUUGACAGCCUCUAAACUUUACUUUUACUGUACAUUCAUGUAUGUAAAUAAAUAGAUUAACUAAA
Molecule: messenger RNA, 1685 nt
Organism: Ceratitis capitata (Mediterranean fruit fly)
Lineage: Eukaryota; Metazoa; Arthropoda; Insecta; Diptera; Tephritidae
Product: hornerin
Exons: 2
Coding region: 150-1556 (468 amino acids)
Source: RefSeq, a predicted model, not a curated record